This is a messenger RNA of Carassius auratus (goldfish), 1426 nucleotides long. Its product is annotated as urea transporter 2. Gene Ontology annotation, biological process: urea transmembrane transport. Gene Ontology annotation, cellular component: membrane. Bases 204 to 1334 code for a protein of 376 amino acids. Gene Ontology annotation, molecular function: urea transmembrane transporter activity. The record is from RefSeq and is a predicted model, not a curated record. NCBI's taxonomy places the organism in Eukaryota, Metazoa, Chordata, Actinopteri, Cypriniformes, Cyprinidae. The transcript is spliced from 8 exons.
GUUACAAUAAGAUAUAAUAUUAACCUUCACAUGUGAAGAGAGAAAAAGAGAAGUGAGAGAGUACAGAACAUAGGAUGUCUGAAAGAAAAAGCCUGGGGAGAGGGUGAGAGAAAAGGGGAGAGAACAGUGUAGGAAAUUGGAAGUCUGGAUUAGACAGAGUUCAGACUGAAAUUCUCUAGUGGCCGCAUGGUUUCAGAAUUUAAAUGGAUUUUGGAAAAAACACACCACAGCAGCCCGGAGGCCUAAAACAGCGUUUCGUCAGUGCCCUGCUGUACUGCACUGGAGAAAUGCAGCAAUUACAUACCCACAUGCAGGAUAAAUUCUUCCCGCUGCAGCUGGUUGAGUGGGUUUUGCGUGGGAUCUCAUGUGUGAUUCUACUAAACAACCCCCUGAGUGGAGCUCUGAUUUUGGCAGCGCUGCUGCUGGAGAGCCCCUGGCAGGCUCUGCUGGGCAUGCUUGGCCUUUUGGCCUCCACCUUCACAGCUAUAAUCCUGGGACAGGACCGUGAGGAGGUAUCCAGUGGCCUUCAUGGUUUUAAUGGGAUGCUGGUGGCUCUGCUAAUGGGAGUGUUCAGUUCGGCUGGAGACUGGUACUGGUGGCUUCUGCUGCCUGUGUGUCUCGGUGGAGCUGCAACGACUUUUCUUUCCAGCAGUUUGGCUCCAGUUCUGGAUCGCUGGGAUUUACCAGUGAGCGUCUUCCCCUUUAACACAGUCAUCCUGCUGUAUCUGGCCUGUACUGGCACUUCUAACCCCUAUUUUCCAAACCAUCCUGCCCAGCCACCAGGGGCGCCAGAAAACACCAACCACUCUCAACUCCAUGUUCCACAGCUCCUGCAGGGGGUGGUGUUGGGCGUAGGGCAGAUCUUUGCAUGUGGGACUGUAGGCCCGUCUCUGCUCAUCCUGGGUGCUGUUUUCCUCUUCUCACCCAUCCUGGCAGUCUAUGCCCUCCUGGGCUCUGGCAUUAGCACUAUGGCAGGUCUGUCUAUGUCAGUGCAGCACAGCUUUCUGUACUCUGGUCUCUCAGGGUUUAAUGGUGCUCUGGGUUGCAUGGUUGUAGGAGUGUUUUACAUACUAAACUGGAGAACACAUCUCUUAUCUAUUGCAAAUGCCUUGCUUUCAGCUUACACAGACAUCGCCUUGAGCAACCUGCUAGGAGUUUUGGGUCUCCCAGCAAGCAGUUGGGCUGCUACUCUGACAGGAACUCUGAUGCUGUUGCUGACAGGAAAAAACCUCAAAGAAUACAGAAUUCCUACUGGAAAAGUAGCCUCACCAGAACAGAACUUGCACUCACACAAGCAAUGGUCUGCGGCCAAUACGAAUGCCACUGAUGUAUAGUGUUUACAUAAAUACACAAAUAUCCAACUGUGACAGCACAUGACAUUUGUAAAGAAAUGACUUUUUUUCAGCAAGGGUGCAUUAAAUGGAUC